CUUGCGUGAUAAUGAAAUCACCUGAUACAAUUUUCUCAUUGGAUCGAUUUUUAUAAAUAUUAUAUGUAAAACAAAGUAACAGAUGUUGAAGUAUAUUGAAUCCUAAUGGAUUACGUAUACAAAAAAAGGUUGACGAGGAUGGAAAAGUUUGAAGAAGAAAACACCCAGUUGUUAUCUACAAAAAACAAUUGUCUCAAAUGGAUGUCGUUACUAGCCGGAGGAUUCGCUCACGCCAUGUUAGCCUCUAAUCUAAUAUUUUAUGUUUAUAUAAAUGACAUUAAAGAGCGAUUUCGUUUUGACCAAAAAGAAGUGGAAGCGUUUGCUUCAAUGUUAAAUGCUGGAAUUGGACUUGGUUUUGUUCCAAAUCUUAUUGGACAAAAGUUGAAAUCAACAUGGGUACUAGCCUUUGGCAUGGUUUUGAGUACCAUCGGUAUACUAAUGUUAUGGAGUUCUACAAAAAUGGUAUCAUUCUAUGAAGAUAAAAGCUGGUUAAUGGCUCUGUACUUUCUUAUCAGUGGGUUAGGUGGAUCUGUUGGAUAUAUAAUGGCAUUAAGAUUCAAUGCAGAACAUUUUGCAGAUGAUAAAAGAGGUCGAGUCAUAGCUAUAAUGUUUGUUUUUAUAGAUUCAGGAAUGAUCAGUUUUACACUUAUUUACUAUCACGCUUUCCCGCCAGAAACUCGAUUUGAAGGGUUGUUGAUAAUACUUGUUUCAUUUAACGCUGUUGUAUAUAUUUUCUGUAUGAUAUUUUUAAGGCCUCCUUCAACUAACAAACAGUCUGUUGAUGAAUCUGAACUCCAAGUUUCAGGGUUUAAGUACGAAACAUUACAAGAAGAAUGUCAAAUCUUAAAAGAGAAGUCUUUCAGAGAUCUUCUUGUAACUGUAGAUUAUCAUUUACUGGCGUGGAUGUGUUCCUUGACGUUCGCUGUGUCCUUGUUGCUUAGUAACAACAUGACAGUUUUGACAAAAGAAGAGGAAUUGAGUUCGUUUGAUAACGUAACGACGUUGUUAUAUCCACCUAUUGUAAUUGUUUCAGCAUUAUCUUUCAGUGCUGUAUCGGAUAAAAUUAAAAAUGUCGUGUCGCGAAUUACAUUUUUAAUAAUCGGUGGAUUAUUUCUUGCAUUAAGUUCUUUGCUUAAUGCAUUUUUGUCAUCAAACAAAGCUAUAAUUGCAACAGCUUUAGUAUUGGCUGCCAUUGCAACAGGAAUGGUAUAUACUAUAGGACCAACAACUAUGAGUGAACAAUUCCAUAUCGAUAAUUUCAUGCGAAAUUGGGGAAUAGUGAUGUUUAUGCGGGCAAUAUUGAUAAUAAUUCUACAUGUGAUAUUUGGGGCUUUUUAUGACAUAGAAAUUCAGGCUACAGAUGGGUUGUUUUGUAAAGGUCUACACUGCACACGUAACGGAUAUAUUCUAACAUGUGCUGUGUCCUUGAUUGCUAUUGGACUAGGCGUUUGUUUAAACUUUCGUAUAAAGAAACGAAGGAGUAAAACAUAGGAACAUUCUUGAACGAAUAAAUCAAGUAAAUUAUAAAUGAUGUUGAUGUUGUAUUAAAAGUAGUUCUUUAUUCUAUAUUAAAGAUUGAUAUAAAUAUGAGAAAGAAAAAAAAAAAUACAAACAUGAUUAUUUUGAUUUUUUUCAGAUGGUGUAAUAAAACAAUGGUAUGAUAUAUGAAAAAAAAUGGUUAAGUAAGACACAGAUAAUUCUUUUAGGGCAGUAUGGUUAAUGAUCGGAACUAUCUUCAAACAUUAAGAAUACCUUUUAAAAAAUAGCAACAAAAAAAAAAUCAACAAACAAAUUCUGAAAAAUCACGUGAAGGACCAAUGUCUCCUUUAAUUCAAUUAAAUAAGGAUUUUUUUUAACAAAUUUGGCAGUUAAGCCAAUAAUCACAGAACCUUGAAAAUGCAUAGACAAGUAAGUACUUUAUAAGUAUUCAUAGAUGCAGAUUUUGUGUAACCCUAUCGAAAAAUAUCAUAGACAAUAAGCAUUAGAUCAUGUGCAUUUUUAUUUUGGCAUUGCACAAGUCAUGUCUUCUUUGACUGCCCAUGGCGUUAAAACACUAAAUCCCUACCUGGGAUGUGUUUUAAUUGAUUUUAAUCUCUGAUGCAUGAUUUUUUAUUUUUAAUUGUUUUUGGCUUUUAACUAGCUUUCAGUAACUGCGAGUACUCUCAAAUCGUACUUUCGUGUUAAUUUGACAAGUUGACAUCAUGUGUAAUGCAUUUCUGUUAUUCAAUGUUUACUUAUUUUGUCUUACUAUUUUUAAUAUGUACCACCUUUGAUAAGUAUUUAGUAUGACGAAAAAAUGUUCACUUCUGUACUCGUACUAUCAUGAAUAACAAAUCUAUUUUGUAAAAAAUGUUUCUGUACUCCUAACAACAAAAUUAUUAUAUUUAAAUUUUCCUGUGUACGCUUCUUUAUUUAACGCCAUUUUGUCCUAGGUUAAAGUUGUCUUUUUGACAUUGAAACAUCUUUUUUAUUUAUAUUGUGUCAUAGAUCAAACUUAUUCGUUCAGUGUAUAUUUACUUGUUUUUGCAUAUUGUCUUUUUGAUCGAGUUAAGCCAUUUCAAUUGACAUUUUAUUGUGUGUCAUUUGAUGUUGUAAUAUUAAACCACUGUUUCAGGUUAAGGCGAAGGUUGGCGCCUGUUAAAACGUUUAAACCCACUGCAUUUCUAUGCACCUGUCCUUAGUCAGGAACCUGUUGUUUGGUGGUUGUCGUUUGUUGGUGUGGUUCAUAAGUGUUUCCUGUUUCUCGUUUUUAUCAUAGAUUAGACCGUUGGUUUUCCUGUUAGAAUUGUUUUACACUUGUCUUGUUUGGGGCCCUUUAUAGCUUGCUGUUCAGUGUGAGCCAUGGCUCCGUGUUGAAGGUCAUACUUUGAGCUAUAAUUGUUUACUUUUUACACAUUGUGACUUGGAUGGAUAGCUGUCUCAUUGGCACUCAUACCACAUCUUCUUAUUUAUAUAUAAUAUGAUUUAAGUUUUCAUUUUUUUUUUCAUAUUGAGUUAUAUAUCACAGUCUGUUAUGUGUAUUGUAUAUUUCAUAUUUUUAGAUAGUAUCAUUCCUAUGUAAUUAUGAAAUAAGAGUUGUCUUUCAUUGAACCGGUAUACAUAAUAAUCGAUUUAUUGUAAUUUCUUUUCACUAUUUUAUAUAUUCCUCAAUUUUGACACACCCACACACUCACUCUUUCUCUCAAACACACACACACACCCACACCCACACAGAGAGACACACACACUAUACAAUAUAUUGAUAUCUAGCGACAACUUUCAAAUAAAAUUUGUCAACUUGAGAGCAAACAGCGGGCUAAACAGGGCUUUAACUUUAUGUAACCAUUGUAUAGUAUGCCAUAAAUUCAGAACUCAGUUAAUACAUUAUAAUUGUCGGAAGAUAUAUACAUAGUUUGUACGAGCUUUAGUCUGUUUUGUUAUAAACCUUUAUUACAAUAUACAGGUACAUUUUAACAACUUGAAUACUAAUGUCUUAUACCAUGUUCACGCAGUCAUGGUCAUCGUCAUUAUACAUCACCUGCUCUUCAUGCUGUCUCUAUUAAUGACCUGCUGCCAUUUAUACAAAAGCCGUUAGGUAUUCACCACAUUCGCACGAAGCUUUAUUCAUUAUCCCUUUCAAAACUUCUAUCACUGUACAACUUAUGUUUAGAUACCACUGUUAGAAAUCUCCAUUCAAAUCAAUCUAAUAUCUCGGAUAUUGCCAGUCACAGACUUUUCAAACCAGUUCGCAUUGGAAAAGAUGAAAUGGAGAAAAGAUCCUUUCUAAAACUUUCCUUUGCCAACAAUGGUAUCGAUGCCAUCAACUUGGGCAAUAUCCUUCAUCAUAAAUCAGUUCACUCGAAAAUACCUCCCUAUUUUAAAGAUCAGUUUGUACUUAUCAUUUCUUAUACAUAUACCAAACCAAUUGCAACUAAAAUUUUCUAUUACAAACACGUUUGUAUUUCGUUUAUUAUUUUGUACAUAAAUUAGGCCGUUAGUUUUCUCGUUUGAA
Mytilus californianus (California mussel) is the source of this 3991-nucleotide messenger RNA. RefSeq lists its product as uncharacterized. The transcript is spliced from 4 exons. Gene Ontology annotation, biological process: transmembrane transport. The record is from RefSeq and is a predicted model, not a curated record. NCBI's taxonomy places the organism in Eukaryota, Metazoa, Mollusca, Bivalvia, Mytilida, Mytilidae. Gene Ontology annotation, cellular component: membrane. The coding region runs from base 106 to 1491 and encodes 461 amino acids. Gene Ontology annotation, molecular function: transmembrane transporter activity.